AUCGAAUCUGCAGUUGAAAAGGUCAGAAACAUGUCGUAACUGACUUUAACUGGCCUUUGGAGAAUGUAGUUUUCUUGCCCUCGGGACUCUUUCAAUUCAACCUUUCCCGCUUUUGAAUAUGACUUCAUAUCCCAGAGCUCACCGCAUGUGUUACGUCAACUGCCUUAGCUCACGCGGACUGUCUCUGGGAGUGCUGAGUCGAAUAUCCUCUCUGGCUUCUUACCGUUAGAAACCGGCUGCUUUAGUUCACCUGAAUCGGAGAGCAAACGUUCCACUUCGAGUUGGGACGCUCUGACUGACUCCACGGGGCGACCUUAACAUCGGGGUUCAGGCGGACACUUACGGAGACCAAGAAUUGCGUUGCCGAAAUCUCACAAAAGUGAAAAUACAAGACCCACGAUGGACCCGAGAGACACUGCCCCUGAUUCAUGGGAACAAGAGGACGAUGUGGAGGCCACAAUCGACGGACAACUUGAUUCCGCGCUCCUGUCCCUAAAUGUGAACGCCAAACCCUUUGUGCCCAAUGUGAACGCCGCUGAGUUUGUUCCGACUUUUACCGGGAACGCACAUUCGGAAAGUGAGGAUUCUGUUGUUGCUGUUGAAAAGAUAUCCACCAUGGAGGCGUCAGAAAGUGCCGCUCCAGUGGAAAACGGUGACUCUGAGCUGACCACAGAGGAGCCGUGGGACCAAAUAGAGGCCGAGCCAAAUGAGAAGGAGCCGGGAGGCGGGCCUCGUGGGGACCGGGAACCAUCGAUGGCAGCAACUACGGAGGAGACGGCUCCGGAGAUGAUGGAGGAGGAAGAGGAAACGCCAGCGCCCAAGGUUCCAGCUACGCAGCCAGAUGCCCCCAAGAAAGAACACAUCAAUGUCGUGUUCAUCGGACACGUAGAUGCUGGAAAAUCCACUAUUGGCGGACAAAUCAUGUAUCUAACAGGCAUGGUAGACAAAAGAACCUUAGAGAAGUACGAGAGAGAAGCCAAGGAAAAGAACCGGGAAACCUGGUAUCUGUCUUGGGCUUUAGACACCAACCAAGAGGAGAGGGACAAAGGCAAGACGGUGGAGGUGGGCCGAGCUUACUUUGAGACAGACAAAAAGCACUUUACCAUCUUGGACGCUCCAGGCCACAAAAGCUUUGUGCCCAACAUGAUCGGAGGUGCAUCACAAGCAGACCUGGCUGUUUUGGUGAUCUCUGCCAGGAAAGGCGAGUUUGAAACUGGUUUUGAAAAGGGCGGACAGACGCGAGAGCACGCCAUGUUGGCCAAAACAGCUGGCGUCAAGCACCUGAUAGUUCUGGUGAAUAAAAUGGAUGACCCAACAGUCAACUGGAGCCUGGAGAGGUAUGAAGAGUGUAAGGAGAAACUCGUGCCAUUUUUGAAGAAGGUGGGCUUCAACCCGAAGAAAGACAUUUACUUCAUGCCGUGCUCCGGACUGACAGGAGCCAACCUGAAGGAGCCCACUGACAUGUGCUCCUGGUACUCAGGGUUACCAUUCAUUUCACACUUGGACAGUUUGCCAAAUUUCAAAAGAUCAAGUGAUGGCCCUGUCAGAUUGCCCAUCGUAGACAAAUACAAGGACAUGGGCACUGUGAUUCUGGGCAAACUGGAGUCGGGCUGCAUCUUUAAAGCACAGCAGCUGGUCAUGAUGCCAAACCGGCAUGUGGUGGAGUUGUUGAGUCUCCUGUCAGACGAUGUGGAGACGGAUGAUGCCCAGCCGGGUGAAAACCUCAAGCUGCGGCUCAAGGGUAUUGAGGAAGAGGAGAUCCUGCCGGGCUUCAUCCUGUGUAAUGCUGAGAACCUCUGCCACUCCGGGCGCACAUUCGACGCCCAGAUCGUCAUCAUCGAACACAAAUCCAUCAUCUGUCCAGGUUACAACGCAGUCCUUCACAUUCACACCUGCAUUGAAGAAGUGCAAAUUACAGCCUUAAUCUGUCUGGUAGACAAGAAGACCGGAGACAAGAGUAAGACACGGCCACGAUUCGUCAAACAAGACCAGGUCUGCAUCGCCCGUCUGCGCACGGCAGGAACCAUUUGCCUCGAGACCUUUAAAGACUUUCCUCAGAUGGGACGGUUCACCUUACGGGACGAAGGUAAGACCAUCGCCAUCGGCAAGGUGCUGAAGCUGGUCGCUGAGCGGGACUGAAGAGGACAGCUGCCUGAGUCCUAGUGAGAAGGAAUGGGCGGAGCUCGGUCAUAACCCGGCCACAUAGUUGGCGGCUGCGACGACGCCUCCCUGUCACGCCCCCCUUCUGCGUGCUGAAGACCAGCUUCAGAAAAGAACUCAUGUGAAAAAGAACCCGUUUUUAAGCAAAUGACACAAGAUGAAGUCCACACGAGUCAGCUUUCUCAUAUUGAGAGCUCAGCUAUGCCAUUCUGGGUUAGCCCUCCUCCACCACCUCCCUACUCUGGUCUGCUCAGCAUUACAUGAGGGUUUUUUCUUCUAUCUUUUUCUUGCUUUCAUCAAUGACAAAUGGAGGAAUUUAUAUCUGUAAACGGAUGUGGACCAGGAUCCUGCUUGGAUUAUAAAGGAUGAUUUUCAGACGUAAAUUGCAAAAGAAAUGGUUUGAAGAACUUAACCAGUUGAAACCAAAAUGUUUAUCUUGGGUGUACAUUUCUCCCUUUUCUUUGACCCAGUUUUUGGUUUCUCGUGGCGUUCUGGCAGUGUGCUUGAGCGUGUUCAACUGUUAUUAUAGCAAACAACUAUGACAAUAAAAUGAUAAAUUGGGACAACAAAGUGUUUUCAUUUUCAGAGCACAGUCCAGUGGCUGCUAUAAUAUUCCAUUCAUGCUACAGUUGUGGUUUUACAGAGUUCACAAUACACCGAUUUAAACAUUGUUAUGCCAUAUGUUGGUGAAUGAUUGUUUUGGUAGAAUACUGUUUGAAGAUUGCUUUUAUAGAAUAGUUAUUAACAGUAUUUCAAAGCAGAUUGUUCAGUGAGUUGACCUGAUCUGUUGAAUCAGCUGCUUCACUAUGAAGUGGUUUGUCCACCAGAGGGCACUGACGCUGGUUUGUACAAUGUAACCCACAUGUACAAGCCAUGAACUAGAUCAGUAUUGUUAUGGCAUAAAGCUGAGCAACAUUCCACAUAACAUGUAACUGCUGACUGGUAGCACUGAGCAAGGGAAACCAUCAGCUGUUGUUUAUUAUUAUUAUUAUUAUAGCACUGUUGUAUAUUAUGUAUUUCUUUCCAUUAGGUUUAGCUCAAAUGGUGUAGUGGUCAAAUUACAGUACAUACCCAUUUUUAGAAAUCCGGUUUCAGUAAAAUACCUUUU
This is a messenger RNA of Cyclopterus lumpus (lumpfish), 3268 nucleotides long. RefSeq names its product G1 to S phase transition 1, like (gene gspt1l). Bases 400 to 2139 code for a protein of 579 amino acids. The transcript has 14 exons. Gene Ontology annotation, cellular component: translation release factor complex. Gene Ontology annotation, molecular function: GTP binding; GTPase activity; translation release factor activity. Lineage: Eukaryota; Metazoa; Chordata; Actinopteri; Perciformes; Cyclopteridae. The record is from RefSeq and is a predicted model, not a curated record. Gene Ontology annotation, biological process: translation.